AUGGACAAGUCUCUUGCCUCUCGCUGCAAGGAGCUUCUGCAGUUCCUCUCUUCGACCUCAGGCGAUCUCGCCAACGUCACCGGCCCGCCAUCCAUGCUCGCGCCCAUGUCCGUCGUCGAAGUCGGCCGGUGCUGGGCCCAACGACCCGCCGUUUUUGCAGCACCUGCACUUGAGCCCGCCGCCGAUCGCCGCUGUCUGCUCGUCUUGCGCAUGGUCCUCAUUGCCCUGCGCUCACAAAUGUACGUCGGCGGCUCGCCCUCGACAAGCAUCAAGAAGCCGCUCAAUGCGUUUUUGGGCGAGCUGUUCCUCGCCGAGUGGACGGACGAGAAGACACAUGGCGUGGAGAGCAGGAGCCCGUCGGCACGAAGCAGUCUCUCGAGCCAGCACCAAGAGCCUGGCCUGAGCCGCAGCACAACCAUCUCUUCCUCCGCCACCAACUCCACCAACACCACCACCUCCUCCACCUCGUCGUCCUGCGCCUGUGGCACCGACCGCAUAACCACCCGUCUUGUCGCCGAGCAGGUCAGCCAUCACCCGCCCAUCACCGCCAUGCACAUUUCCGACGACGUCCACGGCGUGCGUGCCGACGGAUACGCCCGCGUCGAAAUGACCUUUUCGGGCAGCGUCCAGGUGCGCCAGGUUGGCCACGCGGUGGUGCGCGUUGAUGCGUACGAUGAAGAUUACCUGAUUCCCCUGCCCGUUAUCAAGGUGCGCGGCUUCUUGUCCGGCCGCUUGUAUCCUGAAAUCACCGAAACCUACCACGUCGUCGGCAGCAGCGGCUACACGGCCGAGAUCAAGUUUUCCGGCCAGGGCCUGGCUUGGGGCGGCACGCGCAACGCAUUCACGGCCAAGGUUUUCGGCCCCAGCGAGCCCGGCAGCACGAAGCGCGACGUGCUUUACACCAUUGAGGGCGUCUGGAGCAAGGGCUGGACCGUCCGUGACGCGCGGUCCGGCGCUGUGCUCGAGACAUACGACGUCGACGCCCCCGAGAACAAGCCCGCACCCAUUGAUCUGCCCGACACUGCCACCCAGGACCCCUGGGAGUCGCGGCGUGCCUGGGCGGGUGUGCUCGACGGUCUCGGCAAGGGCGAUCUGAGCCAGACCGUUGCAGAAAAGUCCAAGAUCGAGCAGGCCCAGCGCCGCAUGCGCGCCCGCGAGGCCGCCGCCGGCGAGGUCUGGACGCCGCUCUUUUUCAAGAAUGCCGAGCACGACGGCGAUGCCGUCUUCCACCGCUUGGCAGCGGCUGCGGGUGCCGCCGGAACACACUUGCAGCUGCACGACGACCGCACCAAGGGCGUCUGGCGUGUCGACGACAACAAGAUUAAGAACCUGCAGCGACCGUUUCGCGCCGGCCUGACACCGCUGGGCGAGCAGGCGUAA
Molecule: messenger RNA, 1380 nt
Organism: Sporothrix schenckii 1099-18
Lineage: Eukaryota; Fungi; Ascomycota; Sordariomycetes; Ophiostomatales; Ophiostomataceae
Exons: 2
Coding region: 1-1380 (459 amino acids)
Biological process (GO): maintenance of cell polarity; endocytosis; piecemeal microautophagy of the nucleus
Cellular component (GO): intracellular membrane-bounded organelle; membrane; cytosol
Molecular function (GO): oxysterol binding
Source: RefSeq, a predicted model, not a curated record